GUGAGACACCGUAUCUGGCUAGGGGACUGUUUUCCAGUAACUCCCAUCCACAGCCGUUGGUUGCCGUAGCAACAGAUCCUGCCCGUCCUAGAGCAGGAUAUGGCGGCCACCUCCUCCUCCUCCUCCAGCAGCGAGAGUAAUGAAGCCAACUCCAAAUGGCUGGAUGCCCAUUACGACCCCAUGGCCAAUCUCUACACGUUCUCCUCCUGCAUCGCCCUGGCUGACCUGCAUGGCGAUGGAGAGUACAAGCUGGUGGUGGGUGACCUGGGCAUGGCUGGACACACCAUGAGGCUGAAGGUGUACCGGGGCACGGGGCUGGCCAGCGAGAGCACCUUGUUGGACCUGCCGGCUGCCGUGACCACCUUCCUAAUGGACCAGAAUGAGCCACGCACGCCUGCCGUGGCCGUGGCCUCCGGACCAUUCAUCUAUGUCUACAAGAACCUGCGGCCCUACUUCAAAUUCACCCUGCCCCCCCUGGAUGCCAACCCCCUGGAGCAGGAUGUCUGGGAGCAGGCCAAAGAGGACAUGAUCGACCCCCUGACUCUGAAGGAAAUGCUGGAGGGGAUCCGGGACAAGGCGGAGAUCCCCCUGUCGGUACGAUCACUGAGGUUCCUGGCCCAAGAUGUACCAGAGAUGGAGAAUUUUGUAAACCUACAUAAGGGGCAACCGAUCAAGCGCCAGACUGUCAUCACGUGCAUGAGCACACUGAAGAAGAACAUGGCAGAUGAGGACGCGGUCAGCUGCCUGGUGAUUGGGACGGAGAGCGCCGAUGUCCUCAUCCUGGACCCUGAAGCCUUCACUAUCCUGGCCAAGAUGACGUUGCCAAGCGUGCCAGCCUUCCUGGACGUGAUGGGGCAGUUCGAUGUGGAGUACCGGGUCACGGUGGCCUGCCGGGAUGGGAGCAUCUACAUCCUCCGCAGGGAGUCCAAGCGGCCCAAGUACUGCAUCGAACUGAGUGCCCAGCCCAUGGGGCUGGUGCGGGUACACAAGAAUAUCGUGGCUGGCUGCUCCGACGAAACCCUGCAGGGCUAUACACAGAAGGGGAAGAAGCUGUGGACAGUCUAUCUGCCAGCCCCACUGAUGACCAUGAGCCUCCUAGAUCAUAAAUCACGCGGCUUCCAGGCUGUGAUGGUAGGUCUGGCCAACCAGGAGGUGCACAUGUACCGGGAUAAAAACCUUGUGGACGUCAUCCGCACCCAGGAUGUGGUCACCAGUAUUUGCUUUGGCCGCUAUGGGCGUGAGGACAACACCCUGAUCAUGACGAGUAAAGGCGGGGGGCUGAUCAUCAAGAUCCUGAAGCGCACAGCCGUGUUUGAGGAGAAGGACAUGUCACUAGGCCCUCCUGUGGCCCAGAGCAUCCGACUCAGUGUGCCCAAGAAGACCAGGCUUUACGUGGACCAGACGCUGCGGGAACGCGAGAAUGCUGUGGCCAUGCACCACGUGUUCCAGAUGGACCUGUACCGGCUGCGGCUCAUGGCAGCCCGGGCCUAUGUCAAGGCGCUGGAGUCCAGCCUGGCGCCCAUCACAUCCACACUGCAGGAGCCCAUUAAGAUGAAUGCAGUGGUCCAGGGCAUCGGCCCCACCUUCAAACUGACCCUCCACAUUCAGAACACGUCAGCUGGGCGCCCUUCCAUCAACCUGCUGGUGAGCUUCCUUUACGACCAGAGCCUCUAUGCUAUGAAGAGAGCCUUCUUCAAGGCCCCUAUGCUGGUCCCGGGACUGAACUACCCCAUUGAAACCUUUGUGGAGUGUCUGAGUGACAAGGGGAUCUCGGACGUCAUCAAGGUGUUUGUGUUGCGGGAGGGCCAGAGCAUGCCCUUGCUGACUGCCCAUAUCAACAUGCCAGUGAGUGAGGGCCUGGCUGCUGCCUGAACCGCCUCUGAGGGGCAAUGGAGACCAGAGCUGCAGUAGAUCCCAUAGGAACCCUCACUGGAUCAGAGCCAGGACUGGGAGCCGAGGCCCCCUGCUGUGCAGUGAACCACAAGCUGCCCCCAGGGUGCACUCUGCUGAUGUGGGACCAUGUAGAGGGGGUGUCGGGGCUGCCGUCCCCACCCCAGCCUGGGGUGCAGACCCAGCUGCUUUGUCCGGGAUCAGGCCAGCUCCUUACAGCAGGGGGGGCGGGAGGACUUAUGCCUGGUUUGGUAUCAAGAGCUGCUGGAGGAUGGGGUGUUUCUCUCCCAUCCACAGCCCUGGGGGUAGCACCUAGAAACCCCCUUAGCUGUGAUCGUAGCAUCCCAAUAAAGCCAGGACAGUUGCUGUACCGAGGGUGUUGGUGUGUGGAGUGUGCAGCGUGGGAGGAGUCAGGGGUGGUACUCUCAGGUUAACAAUUCAGCAACCUCCCCCAAUCAAAGGGGCCACACACAUAGCAUAUAAAAUCAGUUUAAUGGCAGUUUCGUAGGCCCCUUUUGCUGCUGCAGCAAAGGGAAGGAGCAUUCACUUGGAGGCAGUGUUGCUGGAAGGGCCAAGUCCAGCUCUGGGUACCUGUGGGUAUGAAGCUAUAGCAGUCUGAGUAUCGAAUUUAUUCCCCCAUCACACAGCGAAGGCCCAUGGCCCCAGUUAUUUCUAUCUUGGUGGUGGCAGGGGAGUCAGCAGGCUCUCUGCAGCAGCAGCAUCCCCUUCAGGGGGGCAGUGGACUUUAUGUCCCAGGACCCCAAUGCGGUUGACGGUGGCUGUUACAGGGAACAUGGUGAUGCCACAGGCGUUCCUGCCGCGAUAGAGACGGUAAUAGCCCUGCCGAGGGGACACGCAGUUAGGGACAGAUGGUGCUGGACAGCCUUUCCUCACCCAGGGCUGCUCUACACUGGGAACUUACAUUGGCAUAGCUCUAUCUCUCGGGGGUGUAAAAAUCCACACACCCUGAGAGACGUAGCAGUGCCGACCUACCCCUGCAGUAGCCUGUGCUAGGUGGAUGGAAGAAUUCUUCCGUCAGCCUAGCUCUUGCCUCUCGGGAGGUGGAUGAACUUCAGUGACAGGAGAACCCCUGCCAUUGGUGGAGGUGGCCAUGCAACUGUGUCGUGGUAGCGGUUUAAGUGUAGACAUAUGCUCACUCAGCCUUUGCAUCAAACUGGAACGGGGUCUGAACCUGGACAGGGAGCGUAUAAUAAAAGCCCACAUCUCA
Caretta caretta (loggerhead turtle) is the source of this 3118-nucleotide messenger RNA. RefSeq names its product Bardet-Biedl syndrome 1 (gene BBS1). Gene Ontology annotation, biological process: non-motile cilium assembly; protein localization to cilium. Gene Ontology annotation, molecular function: patched binding; smoothened binding. The record is from RefSeq and is a predicted model, not a curated record. NCBI's taxonomy places the organism in Eukaryota, Metazoa, Chordata, Testudines, Cheloniidae. Gene Ontology annotation, cellular component: axoneme; BBSome; centrosome.